CGAAAAUACAAGGUGCUUCCUUGGCUCCCCUUUCUGCUGCGCUUCGCAGGCCUUUCGCUUGCUCGCGAAGACGCGAACGAUGGAGGAAGAAGCAGAGCAAGAAAAAGAAGCUCUCCGCCUUAAAGCCAUCGCUGAAUCCAAAUACAAGAGUUCCAACCUCAGCUCUGCUUUGAAACAUGCCAAGCGAGCCCAACGCCUUGUUCCUGACCUCGAUGGUAUUUCCGAAAUGGUCACUUCCUUAGACAUCCUCAGUGUGGCCUCCAAAUCGUCCACUCCAGACUGGUACGAGAUACUCCAGGUCGAGCCCUUUGCUCACUCCAACGUCAUUCGGAAGCAGUACAAGAAGCUAGCUUUGAUUCUUCACCCGGACAAGAAUCCCCAUGCGGCUUCCGAGGAGGCGUUCAAGCUCGUUAAUGAGGCGUUCCGAUUUCUUUCUGAUAAAAUUCGGAGGAAGGAAUACGAUAUGAAGCUGAGGAUUCGGAUUCAGAAUGAGGCGACGAAGGGUUCAAAGCAGCAGUUGGAGACCUUCUGGACAGCGUGCUGCACUUGUCGGCUUCUGCAUCAGUUUGAGAGGAAGUAUGUGGGUCAUAAUUUGGUGUGCCCUAGUUGUAAAAAGAGUUUCAAGGCUGUGGAGGUUGAGAAUGGUAAGGAGUCUGAGGAGGAGGAGGAGGAGGAGGAGGAGGAGAUGAGGGUUAGGAAUAGAAGUAGGAAGUUGAGAGUUGCGAGCUUGAGGAAGAAAGUUGGUACUGUUGGCAAAUCACCGACCGUGAAGGGGAAAGCGAGCGGCGAAGAGGUUGAACCUGUGACCAAUAAGAGUGGAAGACUAAGGGACAAAGUUGGAGGCGUUGAAGCGAGACAUGGGGAAUUAGAGAGUGAAGGAGCUGUUGGUGAAUGGAGGGGGGGAAGACUGAGAAGUGGAGGCUUGAAGAGGAGAAUGAGCACUGUGGGGGAUGUGCUGGAAAGGUCCAAAACAAAGAAAAUUAUAACUCGCGAGGAAACGAUGACAUUAGCGGAAAUGCAGUCUGAAAUCAAGAAAAAGGCUCAGCAAAAGAGGAAGAUGACAUUUAAGCUAAGGGAAAAGGAGGGGGAUAGAACAGAGAAGAGGAAAGAGCAGGAGGAAUUACGGAAGGCUUUAAAAAGUUCCAGGGGUUCGGUGGCUGUCAAACCAAAAAGUUUGAAGAGCGGGAAGCUAGCAGCUGAGGAGAAGCAAGCAUCUCCUGCUAAAAGUAAAGAACUGAAAAUCGAGAAGCACAACAACUCUAUCGGAGGAGACAUGGAAAAUAUGGCAGUAGAGGAUUCAGAUUUUUAUGAUUUUGAUAAAGACAGAGUAGAGAGAAGCUUUAAGAAGGGCCAGGUGUGGGCUGUAUAUGAUGACGACGAUGGAAUGCCGAGGAAUUAUGCUUUGAUUGAUGAAGUUGUAUCUGUAAAUCCUUUUGAAGUAAGAAUAAGUUGGCUAGAUCUACAAAACAGUGGGGAUGAAAAGAUAACUAGUUGGGAGAAAAGAGGGUUUCGUGUAUCUUGUGGGAGAUUUAAAGUUGCCAGGAAGACUUCCAUAAAUUCUGUAAAUAUCUUUUCCCAUGUUGUAGACUGUGAACAAGCAGCUCGUGAAGCUUACAUAAUUUAUCCAAAGAAGGGGUCUGUGUGGGCACUUUAUAAUGAGACAGUUCCUGGUAUAGAGGGAAGAAGUGUUGCAGUUCCGAGCAAGAGGUGCUAUGAUAUUGUUGUAUUUUUGACGAGUUAUAAUGAGAUAACUGGAUUAAGCAUGGCAUAUCUGGGGAAAGUCACAGGUUACAAGACGAUAUUUAAGAGACAAGAAAUGGGGAGUCAUGCUAUUACAUAUCUUGAAAGAGAUGAUUUCUGGUCAGUGUCACAUCAAAUACCUGCACGGAAGCUUUCUGGCACUGAGACUCCUGAACUUUUGAGAGACUCUUGGGAACUUGAUCCUGCUUCACUUCCUUCAGAUUUACUUGGGCUUAAUGGGACUAUCAAUCUUUGACAGAUUGCUGAGCUUUGGACUUGCAAGCUAUUGGGAGGCAUAAUUUUUGUUUGAAAGCCUGACUGAUUUGUAUAGCUUUACUUGAUUGGUUGUGCAGGUUCAGGACAUAUUCACCAUUUUUUUUUUUUUUUUGGUUCUGCUUAACUCACAGUGCACAGUUCAAAAUUUUCCUGUUCAUAAUCUUGUUAAUGUGCUUAAAACAAUGGUAUUCUCAUCGAGCUGGUGGGUUUUUGGAUGUAUGGACGUACUCAUACUUUUGGUGGAAUUCAUCAUAUGACACAUCUGACAGAUAGCAAAGUUUAUAGAUCUUUGAUGCGGAGAACCUUUAAAAGGUGGUCUAGGAGCAUGUGCAGGUUUUUCUGUUUUGGAAUUUGAUGUCUUACAAUCAUGGUUGAUGGGACUCUGUCACAGCUGUUUACUUGAGACCUUGAGGAAGGAAUGCCCUUAAUUCUUUUCCCAUGUUUUACUAAUUGAGUUAACCGGGUGAAUUUGCCACUCCUAUGGCAAGGUGUUAAUGGUUUUGUGCUCAGAUUAUGCUCUAGCGCCCACUUCAGAAGGGUGAAUUUACUCAGAAGUUGUUCCUUGUGAAGUUUUUGAAUAUAUAACUCAAUUGCUAUGUAAACCUCAACUUAAAGGUGGCAGUGUCUUGAUGCUUGCUUUAUAUGGAGUCAAAUCCGAUUUUGAUGGCUAGACUUGAUGAAAUGUAUUAAUUUGGUGCAUGAAAGGAUAUCCUUCUUGAAAUA
Messenger RNA from Neltuma alba, 2739 nucleotides. RefSeq lists its product as uncharacterized. The coding region runs from base 80 to 1996 and encodes 638 amino acids. The record is from RefSeq and is a predicted model, not a curated record. Lineage: Eukaryota; Viridiplantae; Streptophyta; Magnoliopsida; Fabales; Fabaceae. The transcript has a single exon.